Messenger RNA from Tripterygium wilfordii, 1315 nucleotides. RefSeq lists its product as uncharacterized. NCBI's taxonomy places the organism in Eukaryota, Viridiplantae, Streptophyta, Magnoliopsida, Celastrales, Celastraceae. The transcript is spliced from 10 exons. Bases 134 to 1117 code for a protein of 327 amino acids. The record is from RefSeq and is a predicted model, not a curated record.
CCGCCGAGCGCCGACUAUUGAAAUGAAAAUAUCAGUGUAAUCUACUCCUGCCUGUGUUUCCUUACGCAGAGAGAGCGACGAGAGCUUCAAGUCUGUGACUGUUGCAAAUAGAAAGACGGUGACCACAACCGACAUGGCCUUCUCAACCUUCACAAUCUACUCUCGAAACCUUCCUUUCCUCUCUUCUCUUCACAGGGACCGACCAUCCCCUUCUUCAUAUCCAGUCUCACUCGCAAUUGCAAACCCUAACAAACCUGCUCUCCCGCUUUGUCUAGCCGUCAACGAGAGACGCUCUUCUUCUACUUCUACUUCUACUUCUUCAAGUAACAAGACGAAGAAGAAGAAGAGGAAGAAGGACAAAGACAAUUUGAGCGAUUUUGAGAUUGUGGGGAACGUUGCCCUAGAUGAUGAUGAUGAUGUCGCGUCUUCUUCUACUUCGGAGUCAAGAAAUUCUUCUACUUCUUAUCAUUCGACGCCUUUGCCCAAUCCGCCGGCGGGGUUUGUGGUGGAUGAUCAAGGGAAAGUUGUCAUGGUUUCCAACAAACGGAUUGUUACCAUUGUUGAUUCAACAAAUAAUUAUCCAUUAGAGUGCGUCAUAAGGAGAGUGUUCAGGAGUUCACAAGGUGAUGAAUGUAUGCUGCUCUGUCCCGUCGACACUCCUGUCCAGAUCUUAAAGAGCACAAAUGUUGUUGGGUGGUCAGCUGUCAGUGAUGAAGAAGUUGAAGCUAUUCUUCCCAAUGUUGCUUUUGCUCUUGCCAAGAUACAUAUGCAUUUAGUAUAUAGCGGGUUCUGUUAUACAGCUCGUGGGGGGUUUUGCUAUUCAGAAGAUGACAUAUUUGAUUUCCGCACAGAUAAUGGACAAGAUGUAGAUGGGCUGCCAUCUGAAGGUGUAGAAAUUACGUGCUUCAAUCUGGAUGGUGCCCACUACAUGAUUUAUACACCAUCUGAUCCGCUUUUAUUUGUCGUUGUUAAGGAUCAAAAUGGGCUUCUGCAAAUAGCUGAUGAUGACUUACUGGAUGACCCUGCUAUCAUAAGUGCCAUAGAUGAGGAAACUGAAUUUAAUGCCCUAGUGGAGGAAGAGGCUGCUCUCCUAGAUUCAUUACUGGGAAAAACAUAACUUACUGGUCAAAUUGCCAGAUUGUAUCCUCUUUCAGGGCUCUCUGGAGUAGUAAUCAAGUGAAAGGUUCAGGAAAAGGAACUUGCGAACCUAAAUAUUCUUGUGUAUAUAAGAAUUUUUUUGUUAGCUUGUCAUAUUGAUUGGUUUUUUGUGUGAAUUCAACUUCACAGUUAUUUAAUCUGGUUUGGUUUGUGUUCA